AUGGGGUUUAUCUCAAGGACUGUUUUUCCAGCGUGCGAGCGUGUCUUCGUUUGUUGUCCUGCUCUCGGGCCGAGGUCUCUACAUCCCGUCAAGCGUUACAAGAUACUCCUCCUCGACAUCUUCCCCAAAUCCCCUGAUGGUGCACCAAAUGAGAGAAAGAUUGUCAAAUUAUGCGAGUAUGCUGCCAAAAACCCAGUCCAUAUCCCCAAGAUUGCUAAGUGUCUUGAAAAGAUGUGUUACAAGGACCUUCGAUCCCACCAGAUGAAGUUCAUCAUUAUUGUCACUGAGGCUUACAACAACAUGCUUUUCCAUUGCAAGGCUCAGAUGGCUUAUUUCGCUAUGAGUUUGCUGAAUGUGGUUACAGAACUACUUGUCAAUUCAAAGCAGGACACACCAACCAUUCUUGGAUGCCAGACACUGACAAGGUUCAUUUACAGUCAGGUUGAUGGAACUUACACGCACAGCAUUGAAAAAUUCGCGCGUAAAGUUUGCUCAUUGUCUCGUGAAGAAGGUGAUGAACAUCAAAAGCGGUGCCUGAGAGCAUCUGGCCUGCAAUGCCUUUCAGCGAUGGUGUGGUUUAUGGGAGAGUUUUCACAUAUCUUUGCCGCUGUUGAUGAGAUUGUACAUGCCAUUCUUGAUAAUUACGAGGCAGGCAUGAUCGUUCAGACCAAUGAAGAUAAAGAAGAGCAAAAAAACUGUAACUGGGGGAAUGAAGUGAUCAGAUGUGAAGGCCGAGGAGCAGGAGUCAGACCGAAAACUGCAAGAAAAGAUCCGGCUCUAUUGACUAAAGAACAGACUGAGACACCCAAAGUUUGGGCACAGAUUUGUCUCCAGAGGAUGGUUGAUCUGGCUAAAGAAAGCACAACUCUGCGGCAGAUCUUGGAUCAUAUGCUUAGCUAUUUUACCUCUAGACGCCAAUGGACUACUCCAAACGGUCUGGCCAUGAUAGUUCUGUCUGAUGCAACAUACUUGAUGGAAACCUCUGGUAAUGUACUUUGUCCCUUGUCUUUUCUGUUAGAACAUAGCUUUUUUUGUCUCACAGUUAUGUUUCUUUAUAUGUCAGGGACUCAGCAGUUAGUGUUAUCGUCUGUUGUACGUCAUCUUGACAACAAGCAUGUCGCCAGUGAUCCUGAACUCAAGGCUUAUAUCGUACAAGUCGCUGGCUGUCUAGCAAAGCUGAUCAGGACCAGCUCGUACCUUAGGGAGAUAAGUUUUGUUAAAGACUUGUGCCGGCAUCUGAGGAAAAGCUUCCAGGCAGCAUCGAGAUCUAUUGGAGAAAAGGAACUCAACUUGAACGUGAUGCUUCAAAACUCUAUUGAAGACUGUCUGCGGGAGAUAGCCAAAGGAGUUGGUGGUAAUACACAGGCGUUGUUCGAUAUGAUGGCUGUUUUACUCGAGCAGCUUCCUUCUUCAGGAGUUGUUGUUUCACGUGCAGCUGUUGGAUCACUGUUGGUUCUCGCUCAUGCAUUAUCGCCAUCUAUGCGUUCACAACAGGCUUUCUCAGACGCACUUCUUGACGCGCUUCUAAAAGCAAUGCUGCAUCCAAAUGUGGAAACUCGUGUGGGAGCGCAUGAAAUAUUCUCUGUGAUUCUCUUGCCAAGUUCUGGUCAAUCUCAAGCUGGACUUGCAUCAGUGAGGAGUGAUACAACCUCCACGUUUACAUCUAUCGCUGCUAGAUUAGACAAGCUUAGAAAGGAGAAGGAUGGGGUCAAGACUGAGAAGAACGGUUAUAAUAAUAAUACUCACGAGGAUCUUAAGAGCUACAAAUCUUCCCCAAACUUUCACAAGUUGAAUUCCAUGAUUGAUGGGAAUCUAGCUGAUACGUUACCAUCAGUGAUGAAGUUUACUGAAGAUCAAAUCGGGCAAUUGUUAUCUUCAUUUUGGAUACAAUCAACGCUCUCUGAUAUAUCACCUUCAAACGUUGAAGCUAUUGCUCAUUCUUUCAGCUUGGUGCUUCUUUCCUUGCGACUAAAGAAUACAAAUGACGGGCUUGUUGUUCGAGCCUUCCAGCUUCUCUUCUCACUGAGGAAUCUUUCUUUGGACCUUAAUAAUGGCACAUUAUCGACGGUUUGCAAGCGGUUGAUCCUUGCUUUAUCCACAAGUACGCUGAUGUUCGCUGCCAAAAUAUAUCAAAUUCCUCAUAUCUGUGAAGUGUUGAAGGGUCAACUUCCUGGUGAAGUAGAUCCGUAUCUCUUCAUUGGCGAUGACUUGCUACUUCACGUAAGAACAAAUGCAAAUAUGAAAGAUUUUGGAUCCUCAGGAGAUAACCAGAUGGCUACUUCGAUGUUGUUUGAGAUGAGAAGCAAAGUAGAACUGUCCAACACUAUCAUAACCGAUAUUGUGGCAAAACAUCUAUCUAAGAGUAUAAAGCUCGACGAAGCUGAUGUGAAGAUGCAACUCUCUGAGCCAUUCACACCUGAUGAUGCUUUCAUGUUUGGUUCACGGCCUAUGAUUGAGCUUGAACCAAACAAAAGCAUCUCUAAGGAAUCGCUGCCCUUCGAUGAGGACGUACAUGCAGGUUCAGUGGUUGAGGACGAAGUGACGAGUGAACUCUCUGUACGUUUUCAACCAAGAGGGUCCCCUUCAUCAUCUAUUCCUCAAGUUAUCAGCAUUGACCAGCUCAUGGAAUCUGCCCUUGAGGUGGCUGCUGGUCAAGUGGUUGUCUCAUCUGUCUCCACUUCUCCGCUUCCUUACGACACAAUGACAAACCGCUGCGAAACCUUUGGGACUGGGACAAGGCAGAAGAUCUCAAAGUGGUUGGCCACCGAGAACCGCCAGGUGAAUGGGCUCUACAGAAAUUCAUUAGAGGAGUCAUGUGCGCUUGAAAAGGUAACAGAAGAUAAUAGGAGAGAAUCGUGGUCCAUGAUGAGUCUGCCUCCAACUAGUCCCUUUGACAAUUUCCUCAAAGCAGCAGGAAGAUGAUUCAAUUAAACUUAGAUGAAUACUAAACUCUCACGUAGAUAUUAGCACUAUUGAUAUGGGGUUUUGUAGAGCUAACUAUCUAGGCCAAGCACACAGCGUGUAAUGAUUUAGAAUCAGUAGUUGAAAACCAUUUGCGUUCUUGUCUUAAAUGGAAGUUUAAUUUUAAUCAUCAAAACUUGAGCUACUAAUGAACGAGACCGACCCUAAACGACACCGUU
Brassica napus (rape) is the source of this 3140-nucleotide messenger RNA. RefSeq names its product protein SEMI-ROLLED LEAF 2-like. Bases 1 to 2922 code for a protein of 973 amino acids. The record is from RefSeq and is a predicted model, not a curated record. NCBI's taxonomy places the organism in Eukaryota, Viridiplantae, Streptophyta, Magnoliopsida, Brassicales, Brassicaceae. The transcript is spliced from 15 exons.